Molecule: messenger RNA, 5821 nt
Organism: Cygnus olor (mute swan)
Lineage: Eukaryota; Metazoa; Chordata; Aves; Anseriformes; Anatidae
Gene: EPHA6
Product: EPH receptor A6
Exons: 19
Coding region: 758-3913 (1051 amino acids)
Biological process (GO): protein phosphorylation; cell surface receptor protein tyrosine kinase signaling pathway; axon guidance
Cellular component (GO): plasma membrane; neuron projection
Molecular function (GO): protein binding; ATP binding; transmembrane-ephrin receptor activity
Source: RefSeq, a predicted model, not a curated record
AUCGCUCGGCGGGCGGCGGGGGAGCAGUGGCGCCCCAAAAACCGCGGCGAGGCGCAGCGGGAGAGAGCGGCGGAGCCGCCCCGCUCUCUGAUCGCCCCUCCGCCAAGGCAGCCGGAGACGGGGGGAGAGAGGCGCAGAGGGAGCCGGGGCACGGCGGCGGAGCGGCCGGGGAUGCCGCCGCGCAACUUGCGCUGAUGCCCCGGGGAGCGUGAGGAGGCGGCCGGCCCCUCUGCUCUGCUCUCCUCUCCUCUCCCCUCCCCGCCCCCGGCGGCGUGGCAGGACCCUCCGCCAUGGCAAACUGAAGCCCCUCGGCGCUGCGUCCGGCCGGGGAUGCGGGGCCCCGCGCGGCGGGGACGGCGGAGGGGGCAGCCGAGGACGGAGCCGCCAAGGACGGAGCCGCCGAGGACGGAGCCGCCGAAGGAGCCUCUGCGGGGCUGAGGGCGCCGGGAGGAGCGGUGCGCGACCCCCGCCGCCGCCGCUGCCUCGAAGUUGCCGGGGCUCGCUCUCUCCCUGCCGCCGGGGCUCUCCCGGUUACCGGAGCUCUCCCGGCGCCGCCGCUCCCCUCGGCAGGGCGGCACGGGGGCUGCCGGCACCGCCGCCCGCCGCCGUGCCCCGGGACCUCGCCGGUGGAUGCGCCGGAGCCAGGCGGGGCGGCGGGCGGUCGGGGCCCCCCCCCGGCGUCCCCCGCUGGCCUGAAGGAGGACGGGGAGGGAGCCUCGGCGGGCCGAGGACGAGGGGAGCCCGGCGGGGACCAGCCAUGGGGUGUCCUGAGGCGAGGGGGCUGCUCUGGAGACUCGGCCUCUUCCUCCCCCUGCUGACUGCGCGCUCCGCCGACGGCGGCCACGGAGCUGCCAACCAAGUUGUGUUGCUUGAUACUACAGCUGCCCUCGGAGAACUAGGAUGGAAAACGUUUCCUUUAAAUGGGUGGGAUGCCAUAACUGAAAUGGAUGAACACAAUCGUCCCAUUCAUACAUACCAGGUAUGUAACGUGAUGGAACCGAACCAAAACAACUGGCUGCGAACAAACUGGAUCUCCCGUGAUGCUGCACAGAAAAUUUAUGUGGAAAUGAAGUUUACCCUGAGGGACUGCAACAGUAUUCCGUGGGUACUGGGAACCUGCAAAGAAACUUUUAAUCUCUACUACAUGGAAUCAGAUGAAUCUCAUGGAUUAAAAUUCAAGCCAAACCAGUACACUAAAAUUGAUACUAUUGCAGCUGAUGAGAGCUUUACCCAGAUGGACUUGGGUGACCGCAUUCUUAAACUCAACACAGAAGUUCGUGAGGUUGGGCCAAUAAACAAGAAAGGAUUUUAUCUUGCUUUUCAAGACAUUGGAGCGUGCAUUGCUUUGGUCUCAGUCCGUGUUUAUUACAAAAAGUGCCCUUUCACGGUCCGUAACUUGGCUGUGUUCCCUGAUACUAUUCCAAGGGUUGAUUCUUCCUCUUUGGUGGAAGUGCGGGGCUCCUGUGUGAAGAGCGCUGAGGAACGUGAUACCCCAAAAUUGUAUUGUGGAGCAGACGGGGAUUGGCUUGUGCCUCUUGGGCGAUGUAUCUGCAGUGUAGGAUAUGAAGAACUCGAUGCUUCCUGCCACGCUUGCAGGCCUGGAUUCUAUAAAGCAUUUGCUGGAAAUGUAAAGUGUUCCAAGUGCCCUCCACAUAGUUUGACCUAUGUUGAAGCAACUUCUGUCUGUCAGUGUGAGAAAGGUUACUUCAGAGCUGAGAAAGACCCACCAACUAUGGCAUGUACCCGGCCACCUUCUGCUCCCAGGAACGUGAUUUUUAACAUUAACGAAACAGCUCUCAUGUUGGAAUGGAGCCCCCCAAGUGAUACGGGAGGAAGAAAAGACCUCACUUACAGUGUCAUCUGUAAGAAAUGUGGGUCGGAUGCCAGCCAGUGUGAGAUAUGUGGGGGAGGCAUCCGCUUCAUCCCCAGGCACACAGGUCUCAUCAACUCCUCCGUGACGGUGCUGGACUUUGUGUCACAUGUCAACUACACCUUUGAAAUAGAGGCCACGAAUGGCGUCUCGGAGCUGAGUUUCUCCCCCAAGCAGUUCACAGCUAUCACAGUUACCACGGACCAAGAUGCACCCUCCUUGAUAGGUAUGGUAAGGAAGGACUGGGCUUCCCAAAACAGCAUUGCCCUCUCCUGGCAAGAGCCGGAUUUUCCCCAUGGAGCCAUUCUGGACUACGAGAUCAAGUACUAUGAGAAAGUCUACCCACGGAUAGCGCCGGCAUUUUGGCACUACCUGCGGGUAGAAGAGCAUGAGCAGCUCAGCUAUUCCUCCACAAGGUCCAAGGCUCCAAGUGUUAUCAUCACAGGUCUCAAGCCAGCCACCAAGUAUAUAUUUCAUAUCAGAGUCAGGACGGCAGCAGGAUACAGCGGCUAUAGCCAGAAGUUUGAAUUUGAAACUGGAGAUGAAACUUCUGAUAUGGCUGCGGAACAGGGGCAGAUUCUUGUGAUUGCCACUGCUGCUGUUGGCGGAUUCACUCUCCUGGUCAUCCUCACUUUGUUCUUCCUGAUCACUGGAAGAUGCCAGUGGUACAUAAAGGCCAAAAUGAAAUCUGAAGAAAAAAGAAGGGCUCACUUGCAAAAUGGACAUUUACGUUUCCCAGGAAUCAAAACAUAUAUUGAUCCAGACACAUAUGAAGACCCAUCUCUUGCUGUCCAUGAAUUUGCAAAGGAGAUAGAUCCCUCAAGAAUUCGCAUUGAGAGAGUCAUUGGGGCAGGUGAAUUUGGAGAAGUAUGCAGUGGACGUCUGAAGACACCAGGAAAAAGAGAGAUACCUGUUGCAAUUAAAACUCUGAAAGGUGGCUAUAUGGACAGGCAGAGAAGAGAUUUCCUGAGAGAAGCUAGUAUAAUGGGGCAAUUUGAUCACCCAAAUAUAAUUCGCCUUGAAGGAGUUGUUACAAAAAGAUCCUUUCCGACCAUUGGGGUGAAGUCUCUUUCGAGAUUCCUGAGGGCGGGAUUUUUAAAUAGCAUCCUGACCUCACAUCCAGUGUCAGGGGGUGGAUCUUUACCCCCCAGCAUUUCCUCUGGCAGACCAGUAAUGAUUGUAGUUGAAUACAUGGAGAAUGGAUCCCUUGACUCCUUUCUGCGGAAGCAUGAUGGCCACUUCACAGUCAUCCAGCUGGUUGGCAUGCUGCGGGGAAUUGCAUCAGGCAUGAAGUACCUCUCGGACAUGGGCUAUGUACACCGUGAUCUGGCAGCCCGUAAUAUCUUGGUCAACAGUAACCUCAUGUGUAAAGUCUCCGAUUUUGGUCUUUCACGAGUGUUAGAGGAUGAUCCUGAAGCUGCUUAUACAACAAGUGGUGGAAAAAUCCCCAUACGGUGGACUGCUCCUGAAGCUAUAGCUUACCGUAAGUUCUCUUCAGCAAGCGAUGCAUGGAGCUAUGGGAUUGUAAUGUGGGAAGUGAUGUCCUAUGGUGAGAGGCCAUACUGGGAGAUGUCCAACCAGGAUGUUAUCCUGUCUAUUGAAGAAGGCUACAGGCUUCCAGCUCCCAUGGGCUGCCCAGCUUCUCUUCACCAACUAAUGCUUCACUGCUGGCAAAAGGAGAGGAACCACCGUCCAAAAUUUAGUGAUAUCGUCAGCUUCCUAGACAAACUGAUCCGCAAUCCAAGCACCCUUCAUACCCUAGUGGAGGAUGUACUUGUAAUGCCAGAUUCACCUGGUGAAGUUCCAGAAUAUCCUUUGUUUGUUUCAGUUAGUGAUUGGCUGGACUCCAUAAAAAUGGGUCAGUAUAAAAAUAACUUCAUGGCAGCAGGUUUCACAACUUUGGAUAUGGUUUCAAGAAUGAGCAUUGAUGACGUUAGAAGAAUUGGAGUUGUACUCAUUGGACACCAGAGACGAAUAGUCAGCAGUUUACAGACUUUGCGGUUACACAUGAUGCACAUACAGGAGAAAGGAUUUCAUGUAUGAAAGUACUGGAAUCAACUGUGUUUUGUGCCUCAGCAUUUCUAAAAUGGAAAAUAUUCUCAUUCUUCCCUUCUGCUCUUCCCAACUUCAAGAACUGCAGUCUCCUGGUUAGACUCUAAAAGUUCUUCUAUGUUAAUGCUUCCAAACUGGAAUUUUUAAUCACACUGCAUAGCUCCUCCGUCAGUUAUCUGCCAAUAAAAUCCUGGCCUACUGCAAGACUCUUGCUACACAUUGAUGAAUAACUCAGCAUGGAUGUGUAACUUUGUAUAACAGUAUUUGGGAAACUUUCAUGAACUCACUUGAAAGUAGUAAUCUAUUUGGCCUGGUGUGGCUUCUUUAUCGAUGUAUUUAGAGUUUGCUGGUAGAUCAAAAAGUAUUUGACUUCUUUCAUGUUCUGUGACCAUGUAACUUCCAAUACCAAAUGUGCAAUCAAGAAGUUUCACAUAAAUAUUUAUUUAUCUCUUAUUUUAUCUCUUAAUUAAAUCCAAAUGUAUGGGUCUUAUCGUUAUAUUACUUUAUAAUAGUUUAAAUGCUGGUAAGCCAAUGCCUCAAAAUGCUAGUAUUGUUUGCAGAAAUGACUGAUGAUUUUAUAUAGUGAGUUUUCAUUAUGUAGAUAAUUGGGAGAGUAGUGAAAGAAAUCUGCCUGAAAUCUUCAGGUCCUUGAUUCUGAAUUACUUUAGCACUCGACACUUUUUAUGCUUUAAAUUUUAGAUUAGGUUGGAAAAUUUAUUCAUCUUUUGUAUUCUUCACCAUCCUAGACCUUUUUUAAUACUCAGCAUUUGCUUCUACUCUGUGACAAAUUGUCACCAGAAAACUGAUUGUAAUAUUUCCAUAACCACAUGUAAAGCAUGGUUUUCAGCUGUGUUGUGGCCACAUAGACUUCAGAAAGUUUUCUGUUCCAAAAAUGCAGGCCUCCACAACUUGAACUCAACAUGGCAGUAGACCUUAGAGGGUCAGCCAUCAGUGGGGUGAUAUGCCUUAUCCCACAGGAGCAGAUCAGCUGUAGCAUCAUCCAAUAGAGGGCAGUGGUACAGCCACAGACUAAUGCUGGAAGUUACACUCUGUGGUAUUCGAUUAUAUUGUACGUAGGCAGAAAAGGAGACAUAGGACAGCAGUGUAAUAAUACGUUGCCUUGAGUCUACUUCUAAUUGCUUUUAGAAGUGAAAAGCAGACUGCUGAAAUGGAGUUCUGGUUACCACGGGCCAGAUCUUCAUUUAGUACAAAUAUCUAAAUGACAUCGAAGAUAAUUACCUUUAGAACUCUUCAAUAGCCAUAUUUACAUGCAAGAAAAUGGCUGCAAAGGCCUAACAUAAUAUUUGUACCUCUCUAAGACUUACAGAUUUCAUGUUUUAAUCAGACAAUUAACACACUCGUGCUGGGCUACAUUUCCAAACUUUUGCAUGGGAUAUGCACUACUAAGAGCCUGGGACAUGAGCACAUGUCUGCAAGCUGGAGAAGUCACACACAGAUCUACAUGCAUGUCACAUGUAAAUGGGGUACAGAUGCUUUUGUUAAUUUAUACAUGGUUUGGAGAACAUUCUUAAGUUAUGUGGCAUUUCAAUAUACUUAAGUAUUACAAAUAUUCAGUUAAAUUGUGCAUUUGAGUAAUUAGUAAUAAUAUAUAUGUACAUCAAAAUGAACUAAUUUCUUUAUGUAAUCAUAAUAAUAUUUACUGCUUAAUUUACAGAUUGUAAAUCAAAUUGUAUUUUCUGACCCUUGAAAAAGGCUGCUGAUAUAUACCAGUGGCAAGAAGGAAGAGCAGAAAGCAACUCAGAAAAGAUUAUGCUUCCAACUGGUUCACAGAGUAGGACAUGCAAGGCCUGAUUCACUGUUGUUACUUUGUUUUGGAAUAACUUCCUUAAUUUACAUGGGAUAACAAUAGUGAACGGAAUAAAUUUUCCUUUCUUCCAU